AUCAAGAAGUGACUGACGCGCCGAAGACGCGUUUACAGUGAACGCGACGCGCCCAAACUCAAACACUCCCGUUACGCCCUCGUUUGUUACAUUUUCAAACUCUGAGUACUUAAUUUGGACGCUUGUUUAACACAAGUUGCCAGACGAUUAACAAUAAUACAGUUACACGAGUUACAUUAACAUAGAGUUGGUGUCGUUAAUAUAAAUAAUGACUUUAUUAUAAUCUGCGUGUUUUAGUUUGCGUUUCGUCGCGUCCUGUAGACGAGUGAGUGAGUUAGUGAGUCAGUCACUGUUAACAACCGUAAAUCAGAGUCACCGGCUAUAUAAACUCUUUCACAGAUCAGGUGCCGCUGCCCGUGUGGACGAAGAAUGCAGACGAUCAAGUGCGUAGUGGUGGGUGACGGGGCGGUAGGCAAGACAUGUCUCCUCAUUUCCUACACAACAAAUGCUUUUCCCGAGGAGUACAUCCCCACUGUGUUCGACAACUAUAGCGCUCAGAUGAGUGUCGACGGCCGCACGGUCAGCCUCAACCUUUGGGACACGGCGGGUCAAGAGGAGUACGACCGUCUGCGCACGCUCUCCUACCCACAAACUAACGUCUUCAUCAUUUGCUUUUCCAUCGGAAGCCCCUCCUCGUACGCCAACGUUCGCCACAAGUGGCACCCGGAGGUGUCCCACCACUGCCCCAACGUGCCCAUCCUCCUGGUGGGUACCAAGAGGGAUCUCCGCUCAGACACGGAAACGAUUAAGAAGCUGAAGGAGCAGGGGCUCGCGCCCACCACUCAGCAGCAGGGCAGUGGUUUGGCCAAGCAGAUCGGCGCCAUCAAGUACCUAGAAUGCUCUGCGCUCCUCCAAGAGGGCGUCCGGGAGGUGUUCAUAGAGGCCGUCCGUGCGGUUCUCUACCCUGUUACCAAAAAGAAUGCGAAGAAGUGCGUGCUCCUUUAGUCGUCUGUGCAUCGUGCCAAUGGAUAUGAACUUGACUGCAGUCAAAAACGAGCCGUGCACAUGGUUAUGGUGUUUGUAUCCAUCUCUUCUCAUUAAUGCUUUUCUCGCUCUUUAUCUGGCUGACUUGACACUGCUUCAAUUUUUCCUAUUUUUUUUUAUUUUGCUGUUAAAUUGGCUGUUUUUAUGAUGAUAAAUAGCAAUGUAUUUACCAGCACCAAUCGACGAAAGAUACAUUAGGAAAGAAAGUAACGAUUUUCGGUGUCCGUCAGGAGCACGAGUGUUGUUCCGCUUACGUGACAUCCAGCGUCCUGUGCAUUCCCAAAAAUGUGCAAUAUAAGGAAGACUGUUGAUCGACCAAGGCUCACGUUCGCAACGAGUUUGUCUCAAAUAAUGAUGACCAAUCAGACUUCAGUUUAUAGUCACUUCACGGGACAUUUCCCAGCCAAAUCUGUGAUGUGCCUUAAUUUUAAAAUGAGAUUUUUUUCUAGUUGUAUUUUAUCAAUCCGUGUUUAGUUCUUGCCAAAGCAAUAUAUGGAUGGGUGGUAAAAAUUUAGUUGGGUUGCACUGAUGAAAGGGUGAAUAUUACAUGGAAGUCUUGUUUUUACUCCAAAAUGAAUAUAUAUAGUUUUCUUAUUUUAAUUUGACUUUGGAGUAGGGUUGCAAAAGGGCAGAAAGUUUCCGGUAAAUUUCCAUGGGAAAAUUAUUUGGAAAUGUUGGGAAAUUUAUAUAAACUCUAUCAUAUACAAACAUAAAUAAACAUCUUGUUUGGCCAUAAGCAGACAUGCAUGCUAGGAAAUACAAAUUUUGAAGAAUCCACACUUACCAAGCUGUGGAUUUAUCUGAUGUAAUAUCAUUCUAACCUUAAUGAUUUCUGAACGAUUUUUGAUCAAAUAAAUGCAGGCUUGAUGAGCAUAAGAUACUUCUUUCAAAAACAUAAAAAAUUCUAAUGUGUCCAAACUUUUGGAUGUUGCAGUAAAAUUCACAGUUUAUUCCUGUUAAUUCCCAUGGAAAGUUUCCAACUUUGAAAAUUCCUGGAAUUUUGCAACCCUACUUUGGAGUGGGAAAUGAACUUUUCAUAAGAUUCAUCCGUAGUCAGGUGAUCAUCCUGAGAAUAGUGCCUUACACAAAGUUUCCUUAAGGGCUGCUGCGACGCUAAACAAGUAUUAUUAAGUACUGUUAUCAAGAUAUUAGAUUUGGCAGCAGCCCAUAUUUUCUUGUCAUGAUUUUAUUAGUCAGGUUACCCUGCAUGCCUUACUAAAGUUCACAAGCAGGUCUUUCUUAGCAGGUUGUCUUAUCUGCCACCGCAUGAAUUCAUUUUCAAAGCGUCUGUUUUAGUACACAAGCCUCAAUCGCACUGCAUUGUGUGAUGCAAAAGCAUAGCUUUUUAAGCCCAAAGGCUGAGCUGCGGGCCAUCGCCCUAAUCCACUGCAUCCGUUGUACCAACCCCAAAACACGGCCAACUGCUCCUGUAGCUCAUUAAGAAGCACACGAGAGACCGCAUACUGUGUACAUAACCAGCGGUGAUGCUGGGAGCAGCAUGUACAUCUAAAGCUUUAUUCCAGUGUGUUUCUUUGGGUUUAGGUAUUUUGUUUUUAUGAUUUGGAAAAGUAUUUGAGUCCAGUGUUGUCUAAAUUAAGAUGCCUAUUUUCCUUUUUUCUCAAACCCUAAUCGGUUUGUAUGAUCUAAACAUUGGAUGUUCAAAUCAAUAAACCACAUCUAAUGUGACAAUAUCAUCACCCCUCCAUCACAUGAUGAUGCUCUUUAAAUAUGAGAGCUUCCAGCGUGAUGAUCACAACUUUUCUCUCAUCUAGACCUAAACGAUAGUUUGUGAACUGAGGGGGUUAUUGGAUUAUGAAAUGUACUCAGCUGAACAGAAAUUCACUUUCAGAUUUUUAAGUUGUGGUUUUAGAUUUUGCUAAACUGACAUUACUCUGACCUUGUGGUAUAAAACAGACACCGUGGAAAACAGUGACACAAUUUAUACAGCCGAUGUUUUACACCUCGUACUGAUGCUUUGCCUUUUUAAAUAGUGUUUUAAGCUUGUCUGCCAAAUGUGGCCAAAGAGUGCCUCUGGAUACAAAGAUUUAUUGUGGAAUAACUGGACUCGUAUAUGUUAAUGUUUGAGUCACACCUGAUACGAAGCGCAUCUAUGUUAUUGUGGAUGAAAAUGUGUUUCGAUGAAUCAUUCCUUGUUUUGAUUUCAGUUUGCAUGAAUUCCACAAACUUGUCGCUAAGAUGAAAUAUGUGCAAACCUUGAUGUCUUCAGAAGGUGUGAUGGUGUGCAAGAGUGAAUGCACGAGUGAAUGGUGAAAAUGGUUUCUAUCUCAUCCCUUCAAUGUAAAGUGCUGUUGUAAGCAGGCAGUAUGGCCUCACGCUGCAUACUGUCUGCGUGUCUAUGGUAUGUGGUACUACAUUUAUACACUGGGAACUUGAUUUGUCUUUUUAUAACCAAAAAUAAAUUGUAUAAAUGAACUAACCAUGAAAUUAUUUAAAGUGAUACUGAAUAAAUUUUUACGUAGA
This is a messenger RNA of Misgurnus anguillicaudatus (oriental weatherfish), 3465 nucleotides long. It is a transcript of the gene rhogd, whose product is annotated as ras homolog gene family, member Gd. Gene Ontology annotation, molecular function: GTPase activity; GTP binding. Gene Ontology annotation, biological process: small GTPase-mediated signal transduction. NCBI's taxonomy places the organism in Eukaryota, Metazoa, Chordata, Actinopteri, Cypriniformes, Cobitidae. The record is from RefSeq and is a predicted model, not a curated record.